Molecule: messenger RNA, 534 nt
Organism: Manis pentadactyla (Chinese pangolin)
Lineage: Eukaryota; Metazoa; Chordata; Mammalia; Pholidota; Manidae
Product: E3 ubiquitin-protein ligase UBR3-like
Exons: 5
Coding region: 1-534 (177 amino acids)
Biological process (GO): protein ubiquitination; ubiquitin-dependent protein catabolic process via the N-end rule pathway
Cellular component (GO): ubiquitin ligase complex; cytoplasm
Molecular function (GO): ubiquitin protein ligase activity
Source: RefSeq, a predicted model, not a curated record
AUGGAAUCUUUACGGAAUGACCAGGUUCUCCAGGGCUUCUCAGUGGACAAAGGAGAAUUCACGUGUCCUCUCUGCAGGCAGUUUGCUAACAGUGUCCUUCCUUGUUAUUCUGGAAGCAAUGUGAAAAAUAACCUUUGGCAACGUCCUAGUAACAAAAGCAUCCAAGAUCUCAUACAGGAAGUGGAGGAGCUGCAGGGACGGCCGGGAGCUUUCCCAUCAGAAAACAACUUAAGUAAAGAAAUGGAAUCUGUAAUGAAAGACAUCAAAAAUACCACUCAGAAGAAAUACAGAGACUAUAGCAAGACCCCAGGCUCACCAGACAAUGAUUUUCUCUUUAUGUAUUCUGUUGCUAGAACCAGUUUGGAACUUGAAUUAAUUCAUCAAGGAGGAAAUUUGUGCUCAGGUGGUGCAAGCACAGCUGGCAAAAGGUCUUGUUUAAAUCAGCUGUUCCAUGUAUUAGCCUUGCACAUGCGGCUCUAUAGUAUUGAUUCUGAAUAUAAUCCCUGGAGAAAGCUUACACAGUUAAGUUACUAG